Molecule: messenger RNA, 2991 nt
Organism: Haliaeetus leucocephalus (bald eagle)
Lineage: Eukaryota; Metazoa; Chordata; Aves; Accipitriformes; Accipitridae
Product: transducin-like enhancer protein 1
Exons: 19
Coding region: 520-2622 (700 amino acids)
Biological process (GO): negative regulation of canonical Wnt signaling pathway; regulation of DNA-templated transcription
Cellular component (GO): nucleus; transcription regulator complex
Molecular function (GO): protein binding; transcription corepressor activity
Source: RefSeq, a predicted model, not a curated record
ACCCCUCAGUCCCUCAAGCUGACUUACCCAGAGACCUUGGACCGCAUCAAGGAGGAAUUCCAGUUCCUGCAGAACCAAUACCACAGGUGAGAAGCUGCCAGGGCUCGCGUGCCAGCAAGGCACUGGGCACUUAACUGGUGCUGGCGAGAGGCGGGCUCCCCCUCGGUGCUGGGCAUCAGUGUGGGCUGGCAGGAAGUGCCGUCCCAUGCUGCUGUGGGCACUGGUCCAUCUGGAAGACGGCUGUGCCAAGCACCACCUUGGUAGCUUGAAAUGACACUGUUUGAGGGGUAAACUCGGCCUCUUCCUGCCAAAAGCCCCAGGAUGAGGAUGCUGGCUUCCAGGGCCCGGCUUCUGGGCUGAGCUGGAGCCGUCACUUAGCAGACCUGGAGUCCCUCUGAUCCGCCCUGCUGCUGGCCAGGAUCACCUCCCCUUCCCCGCACAGUGCUGGGCAGAGCAAGCUUGAAGUUAGAAUGUGAAAAGCUGGCAACAGAAAAAACAGAAAUCCAGCGUCAUUAUGUCAUGUACUACGAGAUGUCCUACGGCCUGAACAUCGAGAUGCACAAACAGGCACUGCCUCUCUUCUGCUGCCAGACGGAGAUUGCGAAGCGGCUCAAUGUGAUCUGCGCCCAGCUCAUCCCAUUCCUGUCUCAGGAGCACCAGCAGCAGGUGGUCCAGGCCGUGGAGCGUGCGAAGCAGGUGACUAUGACCGACCUGAACGCGGCGAUCGGGCACCAGCUCCAGACCCAGCACCUCUCACACCACGCUCCUCCCAUCCCGCUGACCCCCCACCCCUCCGGGAUGCAGCCCACCGGCCUUGCUGGCAUCAGCAGCACCUCGGGGCUGCUGGCGCUUUCAGGGGCACUGGGGGCCCAGGCCCAGCUUCUCUCCAAAGAUGACCGAGGAGUCCAUGACACUGAGCCUAGGGAGCGAGACCCCGGCCCUAGCUCCCUGGCGCUGCCCAAUGGGGAGCGGGCACGAGCCAUCUCCGAGUACCUGAGCAGCAGCAAAAAGAGGAAGGUGGAGGAGAAGGACUUCGUUACAGACUACGGCAGCGAUGCAGACAAAAGUGAAGACAACUUGGUGGUGGAUGAGGACCCCUCUUCCCCGCACAGCGUCCAUUCCUACUCAUCCCGGGAGAAUGGGGUGGAGAAGGUCCCACUGGGCAGGAAGGAGGCCAUGCCGCUCAGCCCGACCUCCAUGGCCUCCUCGAGCAGCACGUCCCCGUCUCGGAGCAAGGAUGCACCCACGGUGGAGAAGGUAGGGACGCCUAGCCUGAAGUCCAGCACACCCACCUCCCAGGGUGACACCGCAGCCCUGGGCUCCAGUGGUGCCCAGCAGUUUCGCCCUGCCGCCGCCAAGGCCCCCGUGGACCCACUGGCCCUGGGCCUGAGGAAUCCGCUGGGAGUGCAGAGCCCCUACUCGGCUGCCUUUGGCAUGGCCCACCCCGCAGUUAACGGGGACAUGGCCGGGACUGGUGCCUACGCCAGCCUCCACCUCAUGUCCCCGCAGCUCAACGGGGCUGCGGCCGCCGUGGGAGCCGGCAGCUACGGGCGCUCCCCCCUGGUGGGCUACGACCCGCACCCCCACAUGCGCGUCCCAGGGCUGGCAGCCGGCAUGCAAGUGGGGACUUCGGGGAAACCCGCCUAUUCCUUCCACGUCAGCGCCGACGGGCAGAUGCAGCCGGUGCCUUUCCCACCCGACGCCCUCAUCGGCUCUGGUAUCCCCCGCCACGCUCGGCAGCUUCACACCCUGACCCACGGCGAGGUGGUCUGUGCCGUCACCAUCAGCAACUCCACACGACACGUCUACACCGGGGGCAAGGGCUGCGUGAAGGUGUGGGACGUGGGGCAGCCAGGCACCAAGACAGCCGUGGCUCAGCUGGACUGUUUGAACCGCGACAACUACAUCCGCUCCUGCAAGCUGCUGCCUGACGGCCGGAGCCUUAUCGUGGGGGGGGAGGCCAGCACCCUCUCCAUCUGGGACCUGGCAGCCCCAACGCCCCGCAUCAAGGCCGAGCUCACCUCCUCUGCCCCCGCCUGCUAUGCCCUGGCCAUCAGCCCCGACGCCAAAGUCUGCUUCUCCUGCUGCAGCGACGGCAACAUCGUGGUGUGGGACCUACAGAACCAGACCCUGGUCAGGCAGUUUCAAGGCCACACAGAUGGUGCCAGCUGCAUCGACAUCUCUAACGAUGGUACCAAGCUGUGGACAGGGGGGCUGGACAACACAGUACGGUGCUGGGACCUGCGGGAAGGGCGUCAGCUGCAGCAGCAUGACUUCAGCUCCCAGAUCUUCUCCCUGGGUUACUGCCCAACGGGAGAGUGGCUGGCAGUGGGCAUGGAGAGCAGCAACGUGGAGAUCCUGCAUGUCACCAAACCAGACAAGUACCAGCUGCACCUCCAUGAGAGCUGCGUUCUCUCCCUCAAAUUCGCCUCCUGCGGGAAGUGGUUUGUGAGCACGGGGAAGGACAACCUGCUGAAUGCCUGGCGGACACCCUAUGGAGCCAGCAUCUUCCAGUCAAAGGAAACCUCCUCCGUCCUCAGCUGCGAUGUCUCCACGGAUGACCAGUUCAUCGUGACUGGCUCAGGGGACAAGAAAGCUACGGUUUACGAGGUCAUUUACUGAGAGCAAGAGAGGUGCCAACUGCAGGGAGGGCCCACACAACGUGGACAGGCACGUGUCCAUGUGGACAGACGGGUGGACUCUACCUGCCCUGCUGCUGACUUCCCAAAGAAUGUGCAGCCUGUGGCCAGGGCAUCCAAGCCGGAGGAGAGCGGCGAGGGGUGGAGGUGGCCCUGGGACCACAGCCAGGCGUCAUGCUGGGCUGGGACGUGGCGGCUGCUGCUCGCAGUGAAUUUCCUGGGGACUUUCUCCUUGUUUUGUUCUUUAUUUGUUGGCUUGUUUCUAAAUCUGGACUGUGGGCGUUGAGGGGGGAGGGUCUGGCAUUGUUAAGGUUUUUUGUUCGGGGUUUUUGAGGUUUUUUUGGUUCUAACU